Messenger RNA from Loa loa (African eye worm), 321 nucleotides. RefSeq lists its product as hypothetical. The record is from RefSeq and is a predicted model, not a curated record. NCBI's taxonomy places the organism in Eukaryota, Metazoa, Nematoda, Chromadorea, Rhabditida, Onchocercidae. The transcript has 3 exons. Bases 1 to 321 code for a protein of 106 amino acids.
AUGUUGAAUGUGGAUGUUGUGUAUCUGCAGUACAUGGUUCAUAUGCAUGUUGAUAUUGAUAUUGAAAGGAGGAAGGGCUUCGACCGUGAAUGUGAAAUUGUGGGCGAGAAUCAAUGGGAAGCAUCUAUUAUUGGGAUUUCUAUCUGUGCAUCCACUCAUCCAUCAGUAUCAGCAUGUCUGUCUCUCUGUAUGACCCUCAAAUUGGCUAUCUAUCUAUCAGUUGGUCUAGGUGAUUCUCUGGAUCUUAAGUCAAAUAUGCUAGCUGAUAGUAAUGGCAACACAACAGCAACUGUGGUAGCAGUAGUAGAAAUGUUAGUGUGA